UCCAACCACCCAUUGAACCAACACCACGACCAACUGGUCAUCUAAUCUGCUAUUCGCUAGACCUGCUGUGUUAAGUCUUGCCGGAUGGGCAAGAAUACAGAUAAACUCUAUGUCACGCAGUCAGAGAGCUCCGGCGUACUUGGCAAGCACUCAAGUAGCUCUGGCAUUGCCACCAAGAAGACUGCUUCCAAGUAUCGGAAGCUUCCAUUCUACUACUGCGCUCUGACGCUGCAGCCCUGGGAGCAUCCUGUGUGCCAUGUAGAUGAACAAGGUCAGGCCACGCUGUUUGAUCUUCUUGCCAUUGUACCUUGGCUGGCGAAGAAGGGCUCAAAUCCAGCAACUGGGAAGCCACUCGAUGCAAAGUCCCUCGUCAAGCUCAAUUUCUCAAAAAACGACGAGGAUGAUUUUUGUGAUCCAGUGACGAUGAAGGUCUUUAACGAUCAUACUCAUAUCGCUGCUGUCAAAACGACCGGCAAUGUCUAUGCGUACGAGACUAUUGAGACACUCAAUUACAAGACCAAGUCGUACAAGGACCUGCUCACUGACGAACCAUUCACAAAGGCUGAUGUGAUCAUCAUUCAAGAUCCACACAGCUUAGGUGCACAGAUGGACCUGACGGCCGUCCAACAAUCGCAAGUUGAAGGGAGCAGCAAGCUCAAGCAGAGUGCUGUAGGGGAAUCUGCAUCACAAAGGGAGAAGAAGGUGGAAGAAGCCAAGCUUGCCCUUCAGCGUUUUCGCACGCAAGCCGAACAGCCUACGAAAGCAGCGAAAGUGACAGCUACAGCGCCUAUCGUGUCAAAGCCCGAGACGAGACUCGCCAAUUAUUCCACUGGCAUGACUGCGGCGGCUUUUACCAACUCUGGCAUGUCGGUCAGUACGGCAGUGGAUCGGGCUGAGCUUGCAGAAGCAGACUGGCUUCUCAAACCACGCAAGGUCAAGAUAAAAGGGCUCGGGGUCAUUAGAACCAACUUUGGCUCUCUUGAUAUUGAGCUUGACCCAGAGUUCGCACCGAAGGCAGUAUACAACUUUGUAAAGCUUGCAAAGCAGGGCUACUACGAUGGUGUAUCAUUUCACCGAAACAUUCCUGGCUUCAUGGUGCAAGGUGGCGAUCCUACAGGUCGCGGCACAGGUGGCACAUCCAUCUUUGGCAAGGAAUUCGAGACGGAGACGCUGGGAACGGCAUCUCAUAGCGAACGAGGUCGACUUUCCAUGGCCAACAAGGGACCCAACACCAACUCCUCACAAUUCUUUAUAACAUACGAACCCUGCACACACCUCGAUAAGAAACAUACAUUGUUUGGUCGUGUGAUUGGGCAUUUUGAGACGCUUGAUCUUCUCGAGCGUGUUCCUUCUCCAAAUGGUAAACCACAAGACAGCAUCAUCAUGGAGACGGUCGAGAUUCUUGUUGAUCCAUUCGAGGAGUACCUUGCCAAGGAGAAGAGGAAGGCUGAGUGGGCAGCUCAGAAGAAGCAGGUGACAGAGGAUGAUCUACAAACCUGGACAAAUAAACCAGCACAAUCGUCACAUGUCAGUGCCGCGGCGCUGAAACAACGAACAGACAAAGCAGAUAGCCAAGUUGGCAAGUACAUGAAAAUUGAUGCAGUUGAAGUGGCCGAUGAUGCUGCACCUCCAGCAAAAAAAGUCAAGCGUUCUGGGUUCGGCAAUUUCAGUGGAUGGUGAAGGCCAGAGCACAUUGCAAAGUCAUGAGCAUUAGAGUAUGGUCGUCUGCUGAGUUGAUGCACGCGCUACAGCCAGUACUGCUGCCACUCCCACUGCGAAGCCUGCUUCCGUGCUUGACGAGGAAGGUAGGUAGCAAAGCCUGGUCUGUUGCUGUCUUGCUGGGAGCUGCAGCCUGCACGCA
Messenger RNA from Protomyces lactucae-debilis, 1861 nucleotides. Its product is annotated as peptidyl-prolyl cis-trans isomerase cyp8. Gene Ontology annotation, cellular component: catalytic step 2 spliceosome. The transcript is spliced from 3 exons. Gene Ontology annotation, molecular function: ubiquitin-ubiquitin ligase activity; peptidyl-prolyl cis-trans isomerase activity. NCBI's taxonomy places the organism in Eukaryota, Fungi, Ascomycota, Taphrinomycetes, Taphrinales, Protomycetaceae. The coding region runs from base 85 to 1680 and encodes 531 amino acids. Gene Ontology annotation, biological process: protein polyubiquitination; protein peptidyl-prolyl isomerization; protein folding. The record is from RefSeq and is a predicted model, not a curated record.